AUGGAUGAAACUAAGAUAUUGGUGGAGGGUGUAAAGCUAGAUGACUUGGAAACAAACCAUUUUAUCCUCAUCCAUGGAGGAGGUUUCGGCGCUUGGUGUUGGUACAAAACCAUUGCUCUCCUAGAAGAAGAUGGUUUCAAAGUCACCGCCAUAGACUUAGCUGGUUGCGGUAUCAACUCGUGCAACAUAAACAGCAUCGCAAGCUUGUCACAGUACGUGAAACCACUUACUGAUGUUCUUGAAAAGCUUCCCACAGGAGAGAAGGUGAUCUUGGUUGGUCAUGACUUCGGUGGAGCAUGUAUAUCUUACGCUAUGGAACAGUUUCCUUCCAAGAUCUCAAAAGCUGUGUUCCUCUCUGCAGCCAUGUUGACUAAUGGCCAGAGCACACUCGACAUGUUCUCGCUGCAGGCAGGUCAGAGCGACUUAAUGAGAAAAGCUCAGAUAUUUAUCUACACAAACGGUAAUGAACACCCUCCAACGGCCAUUGACUUAGACAAGUCACUUCUUAAAGACCUUUUGUUCAAUCAAAGCCCUUCAAAAGAUGUUGCAUUGGCUUCUGUGUCAAUGAGGUCAAUCCCGUUUGCGCCGGUUCUUGAGAAACUCUCUCUCUCAGAUGGUAACUACGGAUCAGUGAGACGGUACUACAUAGAGACGCUGGAAGACAAUGCCAUACCGUUGGCUCUCCAAGAACACAUGAUCAAUAGUAGUCCACCUGAAAAAGUUUACCGGUUAAAAGGUGCUGACCAUGCUCCUUUCUUCUCUAAGCCACAAGCUUUGCAUAAAUUUUUACUUGAGAUUGCCAGGAUUAGAGCCUCUCACAGAUAGAUGUCUUCAUACAUUAUAUUUUGUUUUUUCUUGUUUCAUUUUGUUUCUGGCUUUUUUUUCUUACUGUUAUGUCUGUAUUUCUUUCUUGUUGUUGUUCUGCUUUC
This is a messenger RNA of Brassica oleracea var. oleracea, 929 nucleotides long. RefSeq names its product putative methylesterase 11, chloroplastic. The coding region runs from base 1 to 825 and encodes 274 amino acids. The transcript has 2 exons. The record is from RefSeq and is a predicted model, not a curated record. NCBI's taxonomy places the organism in Eukaryota, Viridiplantae, Streptophyta, Magnoliopsida, Brassicales, Brassicaceae. Gene Ontology annotation, molecular function: methyl jasmonate esterase activity; methyl indole-3-acetate esterase activity.